This is a messenger RNA of Cloeon dipterum, 1670 nucleotides long. RefSeq lists its product as uncharacterized. NCBI's taxonomy places the organism in Eukaryota, Metazoa, Arthropoda, Insecta, Ephemeroptera, Baetidae. The record is from RefSeq and is a predicted model, not a curated record. Bases 1 to 1221 code for a protein of 406 amino acids. The transcript has 5 exons.
AUGGCUCCAGGACUAUAUUUCAAUCCAAAGUCGUCCACGCCUAGCAGCACUACAAGCAGCACUAAAGCAAGUGAUCAGAGCGAUUCAGCGGUUUCAAACGCUACUUUCGAGCUUUCGAUCGUGGGCCUGCCGGCGCCUCGUUUGCGCUCCACUCGAAAGAACAAUGUAGAGCUGACGAACCAGCGAAGAGCACUCAAGUCGGCGCCCGUCAGCGCGGCCAAGAGUGUGAUAAAAUCGCACCAGAGGUGCGAUAAAAGCGAGGUUGAAAGGCCAUGGACGGCGUUGAAAAUAAAGGCGGAUUUGACUGACGAUGACGACGUCUCGUUAAGUGGAUCGGCAUUCAAAUUGGCCGAGGACGAGACAAUCGGAAAGUGCAGCUCCACCGCGUCCCAGUGGUCUGUCUCGGCGUCGAGCGCCGGCGACGUGUCCUCCCUGGGGGACGAAUCCAACAGCCAGUACAGCCAGGCCAGGUCGGAGCAAGAUAAGCCGAUCGAAACUGCCUGCUUUGUCAGCAAAGACAGAUUCAGCUUUCCCGUGCCAGCACGCUUGGUGGCGGAAAAAUUGCUGGGAAAGGCGCAUGAGGAUGACGAAACCGAGCUCUUGGACCAGGGAAAACAGUUGGCGCGAGAGAGGAGUGAGAUCGAAGAUUUGGACAUGGAUUUCUGCAGUGUUCACAUUUCCAGGGAAGAUGGAAACUGCCACCAAUUGGUCACAAUACAAGAAAAGGUUCUAGAGCUGCUGGAGAACCAGCAAACGUGCACCAGACAAACUUGGCUGGUGCUGCAGCAGUUGAGUGCGAGCCUUGAUUUCAUUACCAAAAGAUCGUCACGCGAGGAACAAAAACGAGUCACGCAGACGCAAACGCCCAGUCCCAUUCCCGAAGCUCUGCUUUUGAAGGAAGCUGCAGGAUGUGCACUGAGGCUGGCGGAUAUUCUGUCGUUGGUGGGCUCGACCAUGACUUCGAGUGACAUUAACGUGCCUCUGAGGGCGCAGGUGGUGGAAACGCGGCGAACGCAGCAGCCUGCGGCGUUUCCCGUGAGUGCGAUGGAUUUGCAACAGCAGAAGGGGAAAUUGCGGCCCGUUUCGACAGAGCAGGCCAAGUUUUUUCGGCAACGAGAAAGCCUCAUGGAUCAGCUAAAUGCGUCCUUGGCCCUGAGACGGGCGAGCAUUUGUCAUCCAGAUCAAGAUUGUGAGUCAACAGUCUCGGAUGAAUGGACAUAGGAUGAUUCAGCAACUUGUCACAGAGUGUUCAAAGCUAUUAUUGCUAUAUACGUAUACCGGGUCCAUUUAACGGCUAAUAAAAGGACAGGGAACUUUAGACAGUUUCUUCAGAAUGCCGAAUGAGUAAGACUAACGCAUGUUAAAACUUUUGAACCAACUGUCUUUGGAGCAACAAAAUCGUAAAAAAAACGUUUUAUAUGUGAAGCCAGAUUAACACUAAUAACGUUUGGUACAAUAUAGGUAGAGUGUAUUUGUGGACGAUCAAUUAGAUAAAUUAUUAAAUUGACUGGAAAAAAACGGCAAAAUCCAUUUUGGUGAAGAAAACCCUGGUAGUAUUAAGAAAAUACUACUGUGUAAAAGAAUUACAUACCCCGAAAAUGUGAAAAUUGGAAAAGACAAUCGCUGAAAAUAAUGGGUAAAAACCAUUUAAAUUGGCUCCAAAACAGUCU